Chelmon rostratus (copperband butterflyfish) is the source of this 9763-nucleotide messenger RNA. RefSeq names its product xenotropic and polytropic retrovirus receptor 1 homolog. The record is from RefSeq and is a predicted model, not a curated record. Gene Ontology annotation, cellular component: plasma membrane; cytoplasm; Golgi apparatus. Gene Ontology annotation, molecular function: inositol hexakisphosphate binding. Lineage: Eukaryota; Metazoa; Chordata; Actinopteri; Chaetodontiformes; Chaetodontidae. Gene Ontology annotation, biological process: phosphate ion transport; cellular response to phosphate starvation. The transcript has 16 exons. The coding region runs from base 362 to 2437 and encodes 691 amino acids.
CCCAGCUAGCGGCAGCACUGUGAGCCUGUUUACCAGAAACUAACCGCUAUUUUGCGACAUAGGCGCUGCGGUUAAGACCAAAUUGAGGCAUUUUACUUUAGCUAAGAUAUGACUUCACCAGCAUUUCGUCGAGCGUGUCUAAAACGACAGAAACGUGUGCCGGUAGAUAGCUAGGUUAACGUGAAGACAAAAAGGGCAUCUCUCUGUCUUUGACCGAGCAGCCCGAUCGCAAUCUUCAGAUGACAGUUUCUGUGUAAACGUCAGUGUGUAAACCAGCACCACAAAACCGUCCGCUGCUCCCCGGACCCGCCGGUCCUGGUUACUAUAAAAGCAGGGGAGAGGAAACCACCAAACUGUCAAAAUGAAAUUCACAGAGCAUCUCUCAGCCCACAUCACCCCGGAGUGGAGAAAGCAGUACAUCCAGUAUGAGGCUUUCAAAGAGAUGCUAUAUGCUGCUCAGGACCAGGCCCCAUCUAUUGAAGUCACAGAUGAGGAUACAGUUAAGAGGUACUAUGCCAAGUUUGAGGAGAAAUUCUUCCAGACCUGUGAAAAAGAACUGGCCAAGAUCAACACCUUCUACUCUGAAAAGCUGGCUGAGGCUCAGCGACGAUUCGCCACGCUGCAGAACGAGCUGCAGUCAUCUUUGGACGCCCAGAGGGAGAGCUGGGCUAACGGGCGGGGCCUGAGGAGGAGGAAGACAGUAUUCGCCCUGUCGCAGCAGGAGCGAUGCAAGCACAGAAACAUAAAGGACCUGCAGCUGGCCUUCUCCGAGUUCUACCUCAGCCUCAUACUGCUGCAGAACUAUCAGAACCUGAACUUCACAGGUUUCAGGAAGAUCCUGAAGAAGCAUGACAAGAUUUUGGAGACGUCGAGGGGGGCUGACUGGAGGGUGGCCCACGUUGAAGUGGCUCCGUUUUACACAUGCAAGAAAAUCACACAGCUCAUCUCUGAGACCGAGGCGUUGGUAACAACCGAAUUGGAAGGUGGUGACAGGCAGAGGGCCAUGAAGAGGCUGAGGGUUCCUCCUCUGGGAGCUGCACAGCCUGCUCCUGCUUGGACCACCUUUAGAGUCGGCCUGUACUGCGGAGUGUUCCUCGUCUUAAUAGUCACUGUGGUCAUUACAGGAGCUGUGGUGAUCCGUAGUGCUGAUGUUUGGCCUAUGGUCAGGAUCUACAGAGGAGGCUUCCUAUUAAUAGAAUUCCUCUUCCUGUUAGGCAUCAACACCUACGGCUGGAGGCAGGCAGGAGUUAACCAUGUGCUCAUAUUCGAACUCAACCCCAGAAACAACCUGUCCCACCAACAUCUGUUUGAGAUUGCAGGUCUGUUGGGGGUGCUGUGGUGCGUCAGCCUGCUGUCCUGUCUGUUCAGUGAUAGCAUCCUGGUACCAAUGCAGGCUAACCCUUUGGCUCUGUAUGGCCUCUUCCUCCUCUUCCUCAUCAACCCCUUCAAGACCUGCUACUACAAGUCACGCUUCUGGCUGCUCAAACUCUUGUUUCGAGUGGUGACGGCUCCAUUUCAUCGCGUCGGCUUCGCAGACUUCUGGCUGGCUGACCAGUUGAACUCUCUGGGCGUGGUCCUGAUGGAUCUGGAGUACAUGAUCUGUUUCUACAGUUUUGAACUGGACUGGAAAAAACACGAUGGACUCAUCAGCAGUUCAGGCAAAGAUGUGUGUAAUUCCUACUCCUACGGCGUCCGUGCGGUGAUCCAGUGUCUUCCUGCUUGGUUCCGAUUCGUCCAGUGCCUGCGACGUUACCGUGACACCAAACGGGCCUUCCCUCACCUGGUUAAUGCUGGGAAAUACUCCACUUCCUUCUUUGUUGUCACCUUUGCAGCCCUAUACAGCACACAUAAAGCUGAAGCCCACGCUGACGCCCAGAUCUUCUUCUACUUGUAUAUCAGCUGCUUGGUGGUCAGCUCAUGUUACACACUGGUCUGGGAUCUGAAGAUGGACUGGGGCCUGUUUGACCGCAACGCAGGAGAGAAUACCUUUCUGAGAGAGGAGAUAGUCUACCCACAUAAGGCCUAUUACUACAGUGCCAUAGUGGAGGAUGUGCUGUUACGUUUUUCUUGGACUUUAACUGUCUCCCUCAGCACAGUCUCUGGGUUUCACGGCAUCUCUGACAUACUGGCAACUAUACUGGCCCCAAUGGAGGUCUUUAGGCGCUUCGUGUGGAACUUCUUCCGAUUGGAGAACGAACACCUGAAUAACUGUGGUGAGUUCAGGGCCGUCAGAGACAUCAGUGUGGCUCCGCUCAAUGCUGACGACCAGACCCUGCUGGAGCAGAUGAUGGACCAGGAGGAUGGAGUCAGGAACCGGCAGGGCAAGAAGAGCUGGAAGAGGAGCUACAGCAUGAGUCUACGCAGGCCACGACUGGCCUCACAGUCCAAGACCCGUGACACCAAGGUUUUGAUAGAGGACACCGAUGAUGACUCCUGACAUCAGGCCACGCCCCUCGCCUGGGUCCAGAAUUUAUUCAAAGGAGGAAACUCCACCUCCUAACCGAGGAAUUUCCCAGCGAGUUGGGCAUUGAACUCUCAACCACGAACAAGUUUGAAACUCUCAUGCCUAUAUAAUCCUGUCUCCGAUGCAUGAGCCUCUGCUUGGGUUCAGAACUAUUUCAAGUUGGGAACUUGCACCUCUUGAACAAACUACCCAGCAACAUGGUCAUUGAACUCCUACUCCUACCUUCAAUAAUAAACAGGGGUGGGCUUAUUACUUAAACUCUACCUUACCCAAGCAGUGGGUGAAGAACUUUGCUUACAUCCACAGCCACCCACAGGUGGACUCUUUAAACAAACCCUCUCCUUAGCCAUUGCUUGGGCUCUCCACAAAGCCUCAGCCAAGCAUGAACAACGCAGCUAAAUGGAACGCAAGCCGAUCACCCUGACAGGAAGUGUCCCUGCUCCCUCUCGGUGCCACACAGCCCCCACACAGGGAGAGGCCAACAACUUCAGUCCUACUGCUGAUGAGGACCAAAAGGUUUUCUCCCUGCCUUUAGCUAUUAGUUUCCACCUACACCUCCUGCAUCCAGGUAGCGAAAAGCAUUCAAUAAAUGAUGUACCAUUCGCACCUCAACAGAUCUCAAGUCAACCUGCAAUUUGGACGUCAGAAUGAACCUAAAGCCCCCUUUUUUUCCCCAAUAAGAAAAUGAAAAGGGUUGAAAAGUGUCCUCUUCCUCCUUUUUGGUGACUUUUCAGGCCUCGUGACCCUUGGCGUUUACACCGGCCAACAGACUAUGCUGAUGAAUAUUUGAUAACGCCAAUUAGUCACUGGCUUGACUCCCUCGCUCUUCAAGCUUGCCCCUUCAAAUCAUCACAGAGCUGCCUACCUGCACCUUACACGCUUUAGAGACACACACACACACACACAGACAAACGCACACAUAUAUACAGAAACGCACUUUGUAGGAAGAGUGGAGUGGAACGGCUGUGGUGUGUUGACACACACACAAACAGUGAUUUAAUAUGUUUUAGUGUUCAUGGAUGUGCAACACUGAGACCUUGGGAAGAAAACACACGUACAUAGACUCAUGAUUAUUUGUAACCAUGGUUGUAAAUAUGAGACGGACCAAAGUAGGAAGUGGUUUGAAAAUAUUCAGAAAUAUCAAAUACUCCUUAAAAAAAUUGCAAAGUGCUGAGUUCAGACUGUGUGGAACAGCCGCUGGAAUGACUGUUCAGCUCUGCAGCUGAGAAGGAAAUUUUACUCUUGUUUCCGGAAAAACAUGAAGAUUAUCUUAAUCAUCCAGCAGUAACUCCCAGUCACCCCAUGUGGAAAGAGUAUACUCCAUUUGGAAAAAUGUUUUGCUGAAUGUACGCCAGCUUUUUCAUGUGUGUUUGAGUGGGAGAGAGACGCCUAAAUACCGCCUGUCAGUCCAUGUUUUUGGUAACUUAAAGACGAGUCUCAAGAAAUUUUUAUGUUGUCCCUGAAAAAAUGAAGACUUUUGGUUAAUGAUUUUCAUCUGUUUCACCUUACACGAAAAGGGAGGAGGUCACCUGUCUGUCACAUAAGGGUCCAAACUGUCACAAUCAAAGGGGAUGGUGUAGUUCAACUUCCAGCUGGUGUGGUGUUACAGAAGGAUCAUAUGGGUGUGAGUCUGAUAAGUUUACACUCAUGAGGUGUGUGCUGGUGUAACUCAGGUUCCAUAAACACUCCAAGUGUUGGUUUAAAGAAAUGUUGUUACCUCAAUGGCAGAGAGAACCAGGACUUUAUUUGAUUUGUUAUUCCUGAUUUCCUCUGCUUCCCAGUUGAUGCAAACUCUUUCUCUUCUUUGAAAAAAUGUUUUCAUUCAUCGGUUUAUUCCAGUCCAGUCAUUUUUCCAUUUUCCACCACUGUUGCUACCCUACCAUCAAUGAAACUCUGCACUUGCUGCAGAAUGAUACAUUAAAAGUAUUCCUGCCUCUUUCUGGUGGGCUUUUAAUGUGUUUCAUUGACUGCAGCUUAACAUUGUUAGGAAAAGUGGAAAAGUGGAAAAGAGAAACUCAGCGCAGCAGAGUGGAAUUAGUUCCGUGGAAAUGUACGUUAUGCUUCAUUUUUGAACCACUGUUUGAGUUUAUGAGAAUUUACAGUAACUUUCUUAAAUGGCUGGCAGUUUUAGGGGCUUGGCUGUGGUUUGGUGUGUUUGUUCCUCCAUACUUCGACAAAGUCAUCAUCAGUAAUGGGUUACACACAAUCACCAUCACAUCAUCUGCAUAUUGGUUAACUCAUGUCAGAGACACUUUGCCCUGGUGGCCACACUGCAGCCACUGGUGUCAGUCUGUGCUGUCAAAUCGUUAGAGCUACAAAAUAAAGCAAUCUUCCAUUGUUGGGUGAAGACAGGUAGUUGCGAUUACACUGGAAAAUAUUUUUUGAACAGGGCAAAGAUUCACAUUUUGUUGCCCUUUUUUCACAUUCCCACUGUGGUUGACACACUGAUCAGAGGUUCACUGGUUAGUCCAACAUCAGCUCAUGUUGUGAUCUUAAUUGAACUGAGAGAAUGUUGUUUAGUUGUGGAGGUUCUGUUUAGGUUUUAUUUUUUUCUACUCACUGGUUUUAUUAAUCAGCCAUUUAACACAAACAUUCUGCUUCGCCGUAAUGAAUUUCUUAAUAGCUUGAAAAGAGUAAAUGAGACUGACUGUAGUCUGAAAUCCUUCAGAAAGCCCUGAUUGAAGUCAGUUACCAGCGAGCAAUAAAUCUCUCAAGGAUUAUGUGCACUUUAAAGCCAAACUUUAUGGAGCUCGCUAAAAUAUACAGUAGAACAACUGUUUGAGGACUGAGCCUGUUUCAUUUGGGUCUCUAACAUGAGAAAAUGCACUAGUCAUCUGUCACUCAGUGAUCUAGCUAGUAGGGAUACCAGAGCUAUUGCCAGUUUAGUCAAUUAAAUGUUGAAUGAACAAAGAUUUUUUUUAACGAUAUUUCUUAAUGUUUUAAACUCGACCAGCUUCUUGUGCCAAGUUUUUGAUUUGUUGAGGUCCCUAAGCUGAGUGAAUUGAACUCACUUUCAGUUCAUUUGAGAAACAAACCUGUUUUCCUAAUGUCCACAAUCAUCCCUUACUGCAUGCUAACGUUCCCAUAUCGCCAGGUUUUCUUAUUCACACGUGUGUUGGAUUUUUGCUGUUUAGUAACAGCAGAUGCAGACAAAUAUGUUGCAUUCAAUAUGAUAAAGAACAUUGUAGGCCAUUAGUAAUAUGAAAUAUGUAUAAUAACACAAGAAUAACUAUAAAAAGAAGCAACAUUUGAUAAGUCUAAAGAAGUAGAGGGCAAAUGGACAGAAGUAGUGAGGAUUUGAUGUGGUAGCUUGGCUCAGUGGAAACACUGAUGUCCUGUGUGAGCUGAGAGGAGCUUCUGUUUGACACGAUGCUUGUUCAUGCAGCAUGUCUUGCACUGCUUCCACCUGCUUGACAGUCGAAGUGAUCACAUUUCCUGGUGAUUACUGACAAGGUCCACUGAUAAGCCAGUAGGUCACACAACAUUAAACAUGUUAAAAUCUUAGCCGGAUCAUCUGUGCUGGUUGCAGAUGUCUACAAAGAUUCAGACAUAGUCAGUGAGUUUUAUGGUUUUGUCCUUUUCUUUGUAUUGCACCACAUUUUGAGUGUUGUCUUUUUGUCACUAUUCUUCUUUUUGCACCUUGAUAUGUGGAUGACCUGCUCUAUCAUUCCAUACCAUGGAGCUGCAUACAGCCUAGCCCCUUUGCUCUCUCUCCUCACCCCAAACAUCAUGGGUACCCGGGUUCAAACCAGCAGCUUUAAGGGUCGGUCACACCAGAAUUGAUAACAGUGAAAGGGUGCUGCAGUUUCAAUUAAUUACUAUAUAAUUGACCUAAUCACUGAAUUAGCUUGUGGCUCAUUGAGGUCUACUAUGACCAAUGAAUUUGUGGCAUUGACCAAUAGCAAGCUCUUUUGACAGUGCUGACCUUUGAGGGAAUGGAGAGUCUAAAAUGGAGGAAGCUGUCACAGCUUAUUUUCCAUAUUUCCUACGACCAGAUAUUUUGAGUCUUGCCGGGCCACUUUGUGGUGUGACCGGGCCUUUACGGUGCUACAGUAUUGGUCGCUGAUAUUGUAAGGUGACAAUCAGUCUUUGGCUGUGCAGGAAGUAGCUCAGUGUUCAUAAUAACUUCUGUGCCCAUCCAGGAUGAAGCUAUAAACUGAGAUAAGCUUGAAUUAGAAAAUGUUGAUCUUAAAAGAUUUAAACUGAAAACGUUAUCCAGUUUUACACUUAAAGUCUUAGGUCUUGAAAAUUCGUGUAAAAUUCCUCAGAGGGUUUACAGACCAGGUGCAACUUUCCAACAACUGUCAUGAAAUGUUUCUUGAUACAACUGAGCUGUUGCGCAUCAUUUCAGAGGUGAACUGCUCUCUGGUUUCACUUUGUCUUGCUUUCGACAAUGAAGCACCUCCAAGCUUUGCCUUGUGUUGCACCACUGGAGCUCAGGGUUCCUUUCUCUUUCACACACACACACACACACAGCUGGAAACAGCACUGGCCUCCUCUUUAUGUGUAUAGCUGUUUAUCAGAGGACAUUCCUACACAAGCUUUGAAAUGAGGGUGCUGCCUAUGCUACUUUCUGUCUUCUUAAAUCUCCAUGCAACAGACACAAUCCACUCCAUCCAAAGAGGACAGUUCUGAUUUUAAAUGCAGUGCAUUUGUUACAGACUUUUAUUUUGUAAUUCCUCAGGUUUUCAUGUUACUUUAGAAGAAAUUUGAGCAUUAUAAAGCCAUUCCUGUGGUAAUUCUGUAGUGUCAGGAGAGCAGAGGGUGAUAAGAGGUAUACUCAGGACAUUGUGAGCACAUUUGCACCUUAGCCUGCUAAUUCAUAAGCAGCACGGGCACUUCCUGACUUCCUGCCAAUUCUUCUUUUUUUUUUUUUCUUUGUUGACAGCAGUUAUUUUAUGAAUGUACCAUUUGAAACCUCACUCAACGAAUGUACACCAGAGGUCUGCUUUAGGUAGCAGAGCAACCAAUGAGGUCAUUUCACACAUUUUUUCAUUUUUAUUUUGUUGAAUGCGCACAGUGGGUGAUAGAAUGAUCCCCCACACCUUUGUGUUCCAUCACUACCACAGCCAAGCCCAGCAGUGUCGCAUGCUUCAAUUGUUCUGACUCUGAACUCAACAUUUUAACAUUUUUUAGCUGCAGGCAGGCUGACCACACUCUGACCGAAUAUGGACCGUAAUUAUUCUCUCUUUGGUCUUUUUUUUCUGCAUUCCAGACAAUGACUCUCUCCCCAUUACACGUGAACACCACACAGCUUUUAUGUGAAGAUGUGACAGACGGGUGAAUCCCCUUUUUCUAAAAGUCAGUGAAAUGAAAUCCGUCUUUAGAGGGUAGGGCUGGAUAUUGAUCGUCAGUACUUUUUGGUACCACUGGAAAUGUAACUUUAGCAUAGAGUAUCAAAAGUUAGCAUAAUAUAUCUGGUUUAUGAAAUUUGAUUUUAUUGGCAAAUAAAAAAAGAAAAAAGAGUUGUAUAGGACGCCAUGAUUAUAUUUCCCCAAGCAGUGUACCCAAACUGCAGUACUGUCUCUGCACUAUUAAAAGUUGUGAGCGGUGGGAUGUGCAGGACCAAACAGAAGUUCUUUCAAAAUGUCUUUGGAAUGUUUCAACAUAACUCUUUUCAACACGCUGAUUUGACAACAUUUCACAUUUUGCUGGUUGGUUUUGACCAAGAUCUCAUCAGCUGCUUCACAACAAAGCUACUCAGUGGGCCUCAUGCAAGAGAAUGUUCGUAUCCUGUAUAGCUUUGUGUUAAGUUUAUUUUAAUUAUGUAUUUUAUUUUAGUUGGUAUCAUAUUUAAACUCCACAUGUAUUCAGGUGAAGGCUUUUAAGUCAAAUUAGUGGGCUUUUCCCCUCUGUGGAGAGACCUGGUACAACAGGUCUCCACCACUCAUGGCUUUUUUUCCCGCCUAUGAGAAAAUUCUAAGACGUGAUAAGUUCUCUUAAAUUGCUCGUUCAUGCCUCAGGAAGGAUUCCGUUCAUACAAGCAGUUCUUGCAUGAGGCCCAGUGUCUCUUCAGACGUCCAGAGGAGACCGUCAGAUGCAGGUGUAGAAGUUCUGUAGUGAAGCAAUCCUCACUAUGUUGAAGAGAAUCGAGUGAAAUGAUUGGAUGGAAAGGCCUUGAGCACUUUCAGCCCCAACAAAACAUUGCAAAAUGUUUAUUGAAAUGGAAACAGUGGUGCGUUGAACGCCCUGUUGUGUUACACAAGCGCACUGCCUUUUUAAUGCACGUCACUGCUGAUUAGGUAACACCUCUGACACACCCACCAAAUGAGAGAAGACGUACCUCAAAGCCUGUUACACACCGAUUAAAUGGCCCCUGAUGCUCUGAACAGUCAGUUAUGCUUUGAUGAAGUCGAGCAUCUUGUUCUGCUCUGCAGGGGAAGCAACACAACAGUUAGCUCAGAGGUUUUCUGUGCUCAGAUCUGUAUGUGUCAAUAGGAAAGCAGGGUUGUUUGCUAAGCCUGUAUUUAGUUUCCCAGGGCAACUUGUCCACUCUUCAGGUCUGGGACAUCCCAGCUGCUGGUGUUGUUGCAAACUUUUUGAAGGUUUUUUCUCAAGCGAAAGGUCACGAAUUUCAAAAGUUUGAUCUUUGAAAUCAUUUGGUGUUCGGUGGUCCCGCCCUGUGAGAAUACUGUGUGUUCUCUUAUGUGUUUGGAAAACCUGUUCUGUUUUGUACACACCAGUCAUCCUCCAGUUCCCACUGGAGCUCUGGGCCUGGAACAUGGAGCCUCUCGGAGGACGAGGGACAUGAUUUAUUUCAGACAUGAAGCCAUGCUGUUAACCCAUUUAUUGUUGUUUUAUACCACAAACUUGUUGCUUUUUUUUAAAGUAAUUUGGUCUGAUCAAUUCAGCUGAGACCCUUGAUGAUCUGAGACCCUUCAUGCUUCAAUGGCCCAAACCUUUCUGUGUGGAACAAGUAGGUUGAGAGAAACAAACACAACUCAACCUGGAUCAAAAUUCUCUGACAUCCAUUAAAGUUAAAGCAAAACUUUUACUGGAAUAAAAUGGAGCCUAAAGCCAAAAUGAGACAGUUUUGUAGUUAGUCUCCAUGUACCAGAACCAGUGCAUUUCUGGGACUGACCACACAGACGUUUUGAUCCACGUUCUGACCCCACCAUGGUGUGACCCGGAGCUGUUGAUUAUACAAUACAUUAUCUAUUGAUGAAUAUACUGAUUAGAAGCAUUGUAUAAUCGGUGACUGUGCUGUGGGUGUUGUCUUGUAUGUACAGUAGCAGCGUGAUGCUACAGAGGUGCCUGGUUCACCAACCCCUGUUACAGUUUUUCAGUAAAAACAGCUAA